AGUCCUAACGCUGAAGCUAGAGUCGCUGCUCUUUUUCACAUAAGUAUAACAUGGCUUCGAAAGUUAAGAUUGGCAUCAUCGGUGGUUCCGGCCUGGACGAUAGUCAAAUCAUCGAAAACCGCACCGAACGCGUGGUCAACACACAUUUCGGCAUUCCGUCGGAUGUUCUUAUCGAGGGUAAAAUCGCUGGCGUGGAUUGCGUUCUUUUGGCACGACACGGAAGAAACCAUUCCAUUAUGCCGUCCAACGUCAACUAUAGAGCCAAUAUUUGGGCGUUGAAGACGCUUGGCUGUACGCAUGUGAUUGUGUCUACAGCAACAGGCUCUCUGAAGGAAGAAAUACACCCGGGCGAUAUCGUGGUUCCGGACAACUUUAUUGACCGUACAACGAAGCGCGUACAGACGUUUUACGAUGGUAAUGAAUUGCUAUCAGGCGUGUGCCACAUCCCGAUGGAACCGGCAUUCUGCAAUCGAACGAGGGACGUCCUCAUCGAAACCGCCAGGGGUAUCGGGCUGAGUGUACACGAGAAAGGCACCGUUGUCACGAUUGAGGGUCCUCGUUUUUCCAGCAAAGCUGAAAGCAAUCUUUUCCGCCAGUGGGGUGCCGAUCUUGUAAAUAUGACUCUGGUACCGGAAGUUGUGCUGGCGAAGGAAGCAGGCUUGUGCUAUGCCGCCAUCGCCAUGGCUACCGAUUAUGACUGCUGGAGGGAAACGGGUGAAGAUGUCAAUGUUGCAGAUGUACUGGCAACGUUCAAGAAAAACGUCACCAAGGUAACAGAUCUUAUAAUCAACACUAUACCCAAGAUAGCCGCUCUCGAUUGGACGGAAACGAUUGAGGAGUUGGGCAAGACUGUCAAUACCAGCAUUAUGCUUCCACAUUCCAACUAAAUGGUGGCUAACAGCAAAAACCAAAUAGGGCGGUGCUUCGAUUUUUUCCAACAUCUGCUAUGUGCUCCAGUCAUCGCAAUGGCACGGCGGAACUAAGUGUUUGAGCAAGCUCACAAGGUUGAAGCAAACGAAUCAUAUGCCUAGUCAAUUGAAUUCUCUUAUUCUAUCUGUCUCUGCCAUUUGUGGAUCUGUCUAUCGGUACUGUAGAACACAAUGCUAAUUUUCCGAAGCAAAAGUAUCUUGUUUCGAGCACAAACAAUUAUUACCGUUUUAAGCAACCAGCAAA
Messenger RNA from Anopheles nili, 1173 nucleotides. Its product is annotated as S-methyl-5'-thioadenosine phosphorylase. The transcript is spliced from 2 exons. The record is from RefSeq and is a predicted model, not a curated record. Gene Ontology annotation, cellular component: cytosol. NCBI's taxonomy places the organism in Eukaryota, Metazoa, Arthropoda, Insecta, Diptera, Culicidae. Gene Ontology annotation, molecular function: S-methyl-5-thioadenosine phosphorylase activity. Bases 51 to 887 code for a protein of 278 amino acids. Gene Ontology annotation, biological process: nucleoside metabolic process.